Penicillium verhagenii is the source of this 1053-nucleotide messenger RNA. RefSeq names its product Fe(2+)/2-oxoglutarate-dependent oxygenase encD (gene encD). The coding region runs from base 1 to 1053 and encodes 350 amino acids. Gene Ontology annotation, molecular function: dioxygenase activity. The transcript has 3 exons. NCBI's taxonomy places the organism in Eukaryota, Fungi, Ascomycota, Eurotiomycetes, Eurotiales, Aspergillaceae. The record is from RefSeq and is a predicted model, not a curated record.
AUGUCGAUUCCAUCCGCUCCCCCAAUCCUGGACUUUUCUCCAAUUUACGGCGAAGAUGGCGAAGCAAAGACCAGAUUGGUCGAAGAAGUUCGCAAAUGCUGUCACUACAACGGGUUUUUCCAAAUCACCGGCCACCGCGUCCCAUUGGAAUUGCAACAGCGCGUAAUGAAUUGCUCCCGAAGAUUCUUCGACUUGCCGUUAGAAGAGAAGCUCCAAAUUGACAAAAAUCUGAACUCAUUCAAUCGCGGCUACGAACUCCUCCGAUCGCAAAUGCUCGAAGUGGGCACCGGCCCCGAGCUCAAGGAAGGCCUCUACAUCGGCGAAGAAAUCCCCGAGGACCACCCAUAUUUCCUACAGAAGAAAUUAAACAGCGGACCUAACCAGUGGCCGCGAACCGUCCCCGACACCGACGAAUUCCAGAAGACAACAAUGGAGUACUACCACGCGGUAUACGAACUGGCCAAGGACGUCCUUGCCGUUCUGGCAUUGACUCUGGGCGUGGAAUCCAGCUACUUCGAUCCUCUGACCGAUGGCGCUGUCGCGACAAUGCGCUACCUACACUAUCCCGCACAACCCAAGGACGAAGACGAAAAAUUGAAUCGCGGGAUCGGAGCGCACACGGAUUUUGGCUGCGUCACUUUGCUCCUACAGGAUGAGGUGGAUGGUCUUCAAGUUUUGGAUGCUCCGACAGGAGAAUGGCUUGAUGUUAAACCCGUUCCCGGUGCGUAUGUCGUGAAUCUGGGAAAUCUGUUUAUGCGCAUGGCGAAUGAUAAAUACAAAUCAAAUACCCAUCGCGUGAUCAACAAGUCUGGCAAUGAGAGGUACUCGAUUCCGUUCUUCUUCAGCGGAAAUCCGGAUUAUCUUUGCGAGUGCUUGCCGAAUUGUCGCGAGUCGGGCGAGGAUGCAAAAUAUCCAGCUAUUACUGUUCAGGAUAUGGUGACUGCAUCGUAUAAAGAGAGCUAUGGGCGUGCGGAGAAGUACAAGAAAGAGAUGGAGACGAAGGUGGUUCAGAAGAUGCCUGCCGUGGCUACGGUUGGCGCAGUUGGGGCGUAG